Molecule: messenger RNA, 2019 nt
Organism: Fusarium keratoplasticum
Lineage: Eukaryota; Fungi; Ascomycota; Sordariomycetes; Hypocreales; Nectriaceae
Product: Zn(2)-C6 fungal-type domain-containing protein
Exons: 5
Coding region: 1-2019 (672 amino acids)
Biological process (GO): regulation of DNA-templated transcription
Molecular function (GO): DNA-binding transcription factor activity, RNA polymerase II-specific; zinc ion binding
Source: RefSeq, a predicted model, not a curated record
AUGAAUGCCUCGACAGAAGCUCGAUAUUUGCUCCUGGGAGAUCAGAGACCCCACAAGAUCCCUCGCAUCGAACCGGCAGCCCCCGCGAUUCAUCCUCCCUGGCCAUCAGGGGAUUCACAGAUUCAGCACAACGAUUACCAACAUUCAAGUCGGCGUGGGGCCGAGGAUGAGGUCCCAGAUGCACGUCCUACUGCUGCGUCGCUGCCCGCAGGUACCGGCCAACCUCCCCGGACCAGGGGAACAGUUGCCUGCCGGAAGUGUCGGUCGCGGAAAACAAAGUGCGACAAUCAACGGCCGAGCUGCGGAUAUUGUCUGAAGAUCGGCGAGCCUUGUGUGUAUGAGGCGGAAGCCAGCUCCUGCUGCCAUGUUUUUGGACGAGAGGUUCUGCAAGCUUUAAACGAGCUUCGAGAAAUUGUCUCGAAACCACCAAAUGAGCGAUUGCCGGUUGAUAAUCUCGAAGUGACUACUAGCAAUAGGGAGGAUGUAUCCCCUUCAAGUGGCCCAGUCUCCGUCGUCACAUCAACUCCUCAGCCGGCAACUCCAAGUAGCCAUCUACGACUUAGGCCAGCGUCGGCAUCUCUACGCUGGACCCAGAAAAUCGAAAACAUUAUCCAGUGGCGCAUCUUCCAAUCGCAUAUUGUAGCGAGCGACAUAUAUCCCGACGCCGAUCUACCAGUCACCCUAGACCACUCAAUGCCAAGCACCGAUAGAAGGCUCCUGACUGACCUCGAAUCGAGGUAUAUCCAUAGCGUGCACCUGUUUAACCCCAUAUUGCAUCUUCCAACACUGCACGAUCUGAUUCUUCGCGUCGCAGAAAGCCAGUUCGAUUGGUCACCAGAGACUUGCCUUGUUGCUCUUGUGUGUGCCAUCGGUGCUAUGACCGAGCCAUUAGACACAUCACAAACACCUGAAGCGUCUAGCGUUGUCAACCCAGACGAGUCUCGAAAUCGUAGCGACCCCAUCCUGGCCAUUAGGUACUGGAACGUCGCAUCUAAGCGCCUGGGCCUCGUCCUCGACCGGAAUGACAUAACGGCUGUGCAAUGUCUGUGCCUGGCAGGGAUAUGGCACAUGCUCAACCUACAACCGCUCCAAGCCUGGAAGUACUUUAGUCAUGCUGGAAACGCAUGGUUCUGCACAGUCAUGCGCAAUGGCCCGUUGCCUAAGCAUCCUGAACGAACUCACUUUGGUCCGAUCUGCGUCCAAGAUGCUCUUUGCUUCACAAUUUGGAAAUCUAUCUGCGAGCUGCACCCCGAACUUUCGCUUCCCCCCUCAGUGCUUCAGGACUGCGAAGUUCUUCGACCAUUUCCAACACUUCCAGACCUGGACGAUCCAAGACUUGACGAUCCCUUGAUCAACAGCGAGCGCAGUUGGCUCUACUACCUCGCUGAGAUUGCUGCACGGCAUCUCAUAAAUGACCUCCUUGAAUGCCACGUUUACGACUUCGACAACCUCCAGCGGGCGGAUGUUGUGCGAAUGAUACGCCACACCGAGAUAUUCGAGGCCCAGAUCGACGAGUGGCGUUCAUCAUUACCUGCUCAACUCCAAUUCGAUGUGACUACCGACUGGACUCUUCCCGAGCUAGAUCACCCUAUGACAAUGGUGUUGAGGCAGCGGUACCUAUCGAGCCUCGAGUUGACAUACCGGCCCUUGCUACGGUUAUGCACCGACUUUUCUCUGGAAGAUUUCCAAGGAUAUGAAGCACCGCUUCUAAGCAGUGUUGUGAAACUAGCUUCUCAAAAUCUACGAUUCUCAUACUUGAAGAUCCUCAACACGAGCAAGAGUCUCCACCAGGGGACUUGGUUCAACCUCCGCAGCUUGACCGGGUCAUGUCUGAGGUUUGCUGCGGUGGAGAAAGCCCAGCGGGACGGAAAGCUGGCUGGCGCACAGGAGGUUCGGAUCCCGCCGGAUUGGAGAUCAUGUGUGAUGAAAGGGAUAGAGACUCUGCAGCCGUACUGGGCUUCAAAACGCGGUGGAGGAGCAGGUUUGAUGGACCUGAUGGACCAAGCCCUGGCGAUGUAG